GGGUACCAGCAGGGGACGUAGUUUCUCCAUGGAGCCUGGGAGGAAAUUCUUUUACCAGCCUGGCUUCGUCUUUUUAGCCGCUCGUAGAACUACGUAACGAAUUACGAUCAACUGGGCGGGUUUUGCAGGCUGAAAAACCAGGAAAUUUUUUUUUCUGAUGGGGAGCAGUUGCGAGGAUUUUGUUUCGCCCUUCCUACGCUUAGCUGCGGGGAAAUCUCAUGUGGUGUGACUUGAUGCACACGGCAAAUUAACUUUCUCUAACAGAGCGUUUUUAGUAUUGUCAGUCUCUUUCGAAUGGACUGUGGGAGGAAACUCCGAGAAAGUUAGAAAUCAUAGCUCCUAAGGAAAUCUGCCAUCAUGGAAGACAGUGAUAGCAUGACAUUUCGCAGACAGCUUCUGGUUGUCGAUGAAAACCUGGGUCAGGAGGAUGUGGAAGCUCUUAAAUUUCUCUGUAGUGACUGGAUCCCCCUAAAGAAGCUGGAGACUGUAAAAUCUGCACAGGACAUUUUCCAGCUACUGAUCAAUAAAGACUUACUAAGUCAGGAGAACAUAUUUGUUGUUGCAGAACUUCUUUACAGAAUGAAGAUUAACUUCCUGCUCCCUAAAAUUGGCUACACCAAAGAGCUAGUUCAAGCAGAGCUGUCUGUGAAAGGCAAAGUCUCUGAAUACCGACAGAUGCUGUAUGAAAUAUCAGAAGGGCUCACUAAGGAAGAUGUGAAGACUGCCACAUUCCUUCUGAAGGACCAUCUUCCAAAGAAGCACUCUACAGUGUCCUCCCUAGAACUGCUGGUGUCCAUGGAGAAGCAAGACCUUUUAGAAGAAGACAACUUGGAAACACUGGAAAAAAUCUGUCUCAAAAUAUCACCUGACCUCCUGAGGAAAUUGGAGACAUUCAAAGAAAGAAAAGCAUUGAAACAGAAAAGCAAAGAAACUGCACUCUCCUCUGUGCGUGGAUUUAAAGAAUCAUCUUUCGGAAACAUUUCAAUUCAGGAACCGUCUGUUGAACAGCUACCAAGGAGUCACGAUUCUUACACUACAGAAACUGGGAGCUUGAGGGAACAUACUGAAAGUAUGUAUUCUUCAGCUGAAAAUCAGGAUGUCAGAGUAGGAAAUGGGUUUGUCUGCUCAGGAGCCGGCUCACAACCACCUAUGGCAUAUGAUGAAUCCAAGACUCCAGCAGAGAAGUCGGCUCUCUAUAAACUGGAUGGCAAACACAGAGGAUACUGCCUUAUUUUUAAUAAUAUCAAUUUUAAGGGUCUUGGAAAAAGGAAUGGAUCUCAGAAAGAUGCCACGGAACUGCAACGUGUGUUUACAUGGCUUGGGCUAGAUGUGAAAAGAUACGAUGACAAGACAUCAACAGAAAUUAAAGAACUUUUGAAGGAUUGGCAAUCUUCUCAAAGCUGGAAAGACAGGGAUUGCCUAAUCUGCUGCAUUCUGUCUCAUGGCAAAUCUGGAAUGAUUUAUGGGACAGACGGAUGUCUUAUUUCCAUCCGUAGCAUCAUGGCCCAUUUCACAGCCAACCAGUGCCCACUGCUGGCUAAGAAGCCCAAACUCUUUUUCAUCCAGGCAUGUCAAGGGGAGAAGUCACAGCAGCCUGUCUACCUUGAAACAGACGCCCAUGAUACUGUCUUGCUUGGAGCAGAUGCCCAAAGUUCCGGAUUUGUCUCGUCAGAACAGCUGACUUCAAGUAUACCAGCAGAAGCAGACUUCCUUCUUGGCAUGGCCACAGUGGAUGGAUAUCUCUCUUUCCGGCAUGUGCAGCAGGGAGCAUGGUAUAUUCAGGCCCUUUGUGACAAGUUGUGCUGCCUGGUACCCAGAGGAGAAGACAUCUUGUCUAUUCUUACAGAAGUCAAUGCAGAUGUGAGCAGACGUGCAGACAGUCGAGGGCUAAGAAAACAGAUGCCACAACCAGCCUAUACCCUCAGGAAAAAACUGAUAUUCCCUAUCCCCAAAGAACUUCCUCCAUCAUUGGAACAGCUGCAGUAGCAAUUAUGGGGGAGAUUUGAUCAAGGAUUGCUGGUGACCACGAGACACCUGCUUUUGUUGGUAGAGAUGAUGAAUAAAGUACCACCUUUUUGCCCUUUCAUUCACAUGUUUUGCACACAUGAAACAUUUUCCCUGGCAUUUAUCAUGGAGAAGUUUCAUAGGUUCUUUUUUGUGGUCACACAUGUGGCUCACUUUUCCUUCUGAUAUUGCAGGCUUUUCCUCUUUGAGGAAGUCUGUCAACCUUUCGUCUGUUCUGUACAUUUCUUCUCUACAGUCUUUCUGCCAUCUGUUUUCUCCUUUAUUUUCACACAAAUAGCGUGUUCCUCUGUUUGUUUUUUUAUCAUGGUUAGUCUAGGUUUGAACUUCCCUUUAACUUCUUGGAUCUUCCAGAAGAGGUUUUAUCCUCUUUUGUUGUUAUAUCUCUUUGUACAGAUCAUUCUAAUAGUUCUUCUGGUCUUUCUGUGAUAGUCACUGAAAAGUUGUUUUCAGGAUUCUGAUCCUACUUCUGUCACCUUUUGCAUUUGUUUCUUGCCCGUCCUUAGCAACUGUGUGUCUUCUGUCAUCCAUCUAGGCCAGUGGUAGCAAACCUAUGGCUUGCAUGCCGCAGCAGGCACACAGAGCCCUCUCUCUCUGCCAGUACGCAAGCCAAGUCGCCCCAGCUGCUGAGCAUCAGAUAACAGCGCACAUAGGGGCCAUGGGCAUGCUCGGGAAGGAGUAGCGGCGCCAGGCAAUGAUGCCAUGAGCCACGACUCGUUAGCUUCAACUUGUCCGAGCUUUCGCAUGGCCAGUCAGUGCGCUGUCAAGGAUAUUUAUAUAUUUGCUUGGACUGGCUGUGAGUUGUUUUUUUCUAAACUAAAACCUCAGUAUUCAGGUUUUAUUGCAGUUUUACUUUGAGAUAAAUAAGUGGGUUUUGGGUUGCAGUUUGGGUACUUGGUCUCUAAAAGGUUUGCCAUCGCUGCUCUAGGCUUUUUCUUUUUUUUUUUUUUUUUUUGCUGCAUGAAUUGUCUUUUGGUGUUCUUUCCUAAUAUUUCUGGUUUCAGUCAAUUAAGUUGGGCAAUGCAAAUUUGUUAUGUGGAUUUGAAGUUGCUCAGGGAUGUUACUUAAGUUGUAUUUUGGCACUUUGAUUCUGUUGGCAAUCUUUUUUACCUUGACUCUGAUUUUUUAUAUUAAGGGUUCAUGGUCCUUUCUGCAAUUUAUUCCUAGUCUUUCUUUGGCAACAAGAAUGCAGCUUCUCUAUCUUCUGCUUCCAGUUAUGUAGUCUAUUUGAUUUCUGUAUUGACCAUCUGGUGAUUUCCGUAUAUACAGUUGACUGGUACACUGUUUGAAGUAUGUGUUUGUGAUAAAUAGAUUGUUGGCUUCACAAGAAUCUAUUUUGCUCCUUUUCUUAUCUCCAGACCAAAUUUCCCUACUACAUUUGAUUCUGCUUUGUUUACUACUUUUGUGUUCCAGUCACCUAGGAUUAUUACCAUGUCUAGUUUUGGUGAGUUAUCAGUUUAUCAAACCUGCAUAAAAGUUUUUGAUUUCUUCUUUAA
Varanus komodoensis (Komodo dragon) is the source of this 3518-nucleotide messenger RNA. RefSeq names its product caspase 10 (gene CASP10). The record is from RefSeq and is a predicted model, not a curated record. Bases 358 to 1986 code for a protein of 542 amino acids. The transcript has 11 exons. Gene Ontology annotation, molecular function: protein binding; cysteine-type endopeptidase activity. Gene Ontology annotation, biological process: proteolysis; negative regulation of extrinsic apoptotic signaling pathway via death domain receptors. Lineage: Eukaryota; Metazoa; Chordata; Lepidosauria; Squamata; Varanidae.